GCUUGCGGCCUAUGCUUGCGGCUCAUUGCCCGCGUUUGCCUGUGCGCAGCGGCGGCCUGUGCUUUCUACGGUUCCGACCAUCCUGCCGUUACAGUACCGCUAAUUUAGACCGGUACAGUUGUAUUAAAGUAAUAAUAAUAUUGUGGAGACACAGGGCCAUCUGUUCAGUGAAGCCGCCUCGCUUGCUAUUGGCUCUCAGCAGCUGCUAAUCCGUGUCGAGUCCCAAGCUGAGUGGAUUGCCACAUUCGUUUACAAGCAUAAUGGCUGGCGGUGAUGUGAAGCAGCUGGCGGACCAGCUCCUUUCUACGUCUAUCACUGAUUCCAAGGAAGUUAGUUUCAAAGAUAAAGCCUUGAAAUUGGACACCGAAAAGCAUGCGAGCAUUGUUGUGGAAGCAAUAUCUCGCUGUCCGAAGUUGGAAAUGCUGUGUCUGGAGGGCAACACACUCGGUGUCGAUGCUGCAAAGGCAAUUGGGAAAGCAUUGGAAUCCUGUCCAAAGCUAAAGAGAGCCUUAUGGAAAGACUUGUUCACAGGCCGUCUGAGGACUGAAAUACCUGAUGCUGUUAGGUUUCUGAGUUCCGGCAUGCUACUAGCAAAGGCAACGUUAACAGAACUGGAUCUCAGCGACAAUGCAUUUGGACCAAUUGGCGCUGGAGCGUUGUUGCCCCUCUUGAGUUCACCAGUCUGCUACCAACUUGAGGUUCUUCGACUAAACAACAACGGGCUUGGGACCGGAGGUGCUGAGUAUGUGGCCAAGGCCCUGACAAAAUGUCUUGAGGACAGCACGAAGGCCGGAAAGCCUCUAGCUCUGCGGACCUUUAUAUGCGGCCGCAAUAGGUUGGAGAACGUCGGAGCAAUUGCCAUGGGUGCUGUUUUUGGGAAACUGCACUCAUUGGAAGAGGUGGCCUUGCCUCAGAAUGGCAUCUACCAUGAAGGAAUAGCUGCCUUGGCAAACGGUUUGAUGUCCAACAAGAACCUUCGCAUACUGAACCUCAAUGACAACACAUUCACAGCGAAAGGAGCUCGACACAUGGCACAGGCGCUGCGUCACCUUGACAACCUUGAGGUCAUCAACUUUGGGGACUGUUUGUUGAAAACGGCUGGUGCUAAGGAAAUUGCAAAUUCUUUGAAAGAUGGACAUAAUGCACUGAAGGAAGUGAAUCUGGGCAACAAUGAAGUGGCACUGGAUGGGGGCCUUGCAAUUGUGGAAGCUCUCAAAGGAAAGCCAGAUUUGGAAUCACUUGAACUUGACGGUAAUAAGUUUGGCCCUGAAGGAGUGAACAUGCUGGAGACAAUAAUGGAAGCAGUGGGCAAGAUCGAGGCACUGUGUGCUUUCAGUGAUGAUGAAGGCGUUGAUGAUGAGGAAGAAGAGGACGAAGAGGAAGCCCAAGAAGAUGACGGUGACAGCACUGUAAAAGGCAGAUCAGAGAAGGAGUACAUCGAGGCAAGCUGUAGCGCAGAGGAGUUCCUGUCAUCUCCAACAGCAGCCAAGCUGGCUCAACUUGGCACUCAGCGUUCACAGCAUUUGCUUCGAGAGGUGGAAGCAUCUGCAAGUGGCACGGACCUUGUACGAGGCUAUGUAACUGCAUUUAUGAAGGUGGCAUCUGUGGUGGGCAGUGGCGAGGAAGGUGAUGCAGGAAGACACCUUGCUGUGGACUGUGCUGACUCGCUGCUUUCAGCUGCAUUCAGCCUCGCCGAAAAGGAGAACCAUUUGCCAUGGCUCACCAAUGAACUUAUGGUGCACCUGGGCCUGCUCAAGGCCGAAAAAGACCUGAGGGUGAGCUGGUCACCAGUGACAACGGAAGGUGCCAUGGUCCUACUGGCCGAGCUGGUGCCCAAAGAAUACUUUGCCAGCACUACCAGGGACGCCCUCCAGACUUUUUUGUCAAAGCCUCUGCAGCCAAACGGCUGCUUAGGACCAGCAGCCAAGACACGGCACCGGUUGAUGCAGGUCUUGUACCAGCCGUGAAAAACUUUGUGCCAAAGGAGACGUCACCGUUGAUCACCUCCAUCAUCAGACCCUGCUCAGCUUCACUCCCGCUGCGCAACAAAGACCCAAGAGAUGACUCAGUCAUCACAACAUAGAGAUUAAAGCUGCAUGUUUUCUUUCA
Dermacentor andersoni is the source of this 2109-nucleotide messenger RNA. RefSeq names its product ran GTPase-activating protein 1-like. NCBI's taxonomy places the organism in Eukaryota, Metazoa, Arthropoda, Arachnida, Ixodida, Ixodidae. Gene Ontology annotation, cellular component: nucleus; perinuclear region of cytoplasm; cytosol. Gene Ontology annotation, molecular function: GTPase activator activity; small GTPase binding. The record is from RefSeq and is a predicted model, not a curated record. Gene Ontology annotation, biological process: signal transduction; nucleocytoplasmic transport; activation of GTPase activity.